AUGCCGCCGCCGAUAGGUACCCUCGUCCACGCCCUCGGCCACAAUUGGCUAGGCCAGGCCGACAUUGCCGUCCAAACGGUCCUGCUGGCGGCCGGGUUCACGGCGGUUGGUCUACGGCUAUGGUCGAGGCAUUUGCAGAAGGCCUCGUGGCAGUGGAAUGAUCGGUUGAUUCUGAGUGCCACAGUCCUCAUGCUUGGUCGUUACAUCAUUGAGCUGAUGUUGAUUUUACUCUGUGGUCUGGGUCUCCAUUCAUUGGAGGUGGCUCGGACCGGAGGGCCAGAGGCUUUUGUCCGUUUCAACCAGCUGACGUAUGCGGGAAACUUGGUGGGAUGUACAGUGGUCUAUUUGGUUCAGGGAUCUGUUCUGCAUUAUUACCUCCGCAGAUUCCAGCAGCAGGUCAUCAUGUGGCUGAUCUAUACCGUGAUGAGCUUGUGUACAGCUCUGUGGAUUGCAACUUUCUUCGCCACGGCAUUCUUCUGUGAUCCGCCCAGCAAGGUCUGGUGGGCUGAUGCGCAGGGUCAUUGCGGUGACCGAAAGACCCUGCAUACCGCCACUACGGUGAGCGAGGUCAUUCUCAAUGGGUUCAUAUUACUUGUGCCUCUGCCGAUUGUACGGCAUAUGAGGUUAGCCCGGGCCAGAAAAGUCGCCCUCGGGCUGACUUACAUUCUGGGUAUCGCCAUACUUGCCAUCACGGCAGUUCGCAUCAAGCUUGAGGACAAGCUCGACCCAGAGGACCCAACCUACGGGUCGGCUCGAGUAUCACUUAUUUCAUGCAUUGCUUCCCUUCUCGGUAUCAUUGUCGUCUGUUUACCACUACUGCCUCCGGCGAUUCAAAGGCUCUUUGGAACCUCCAUUUUCUGCUCCAUGGCAGAUGGACCAGUCUCUGACUCGCCAUCUGCCGAAUACUGGAAGACGACAGUCAUGGGGGAGCAAACCGAGGAGCCUGAAAUUCCUCUGGUGACAGUGGCACCGCCUCCCAUGGCGAAGAAAUUGACUGAGCUGGCUCAGGGACAGAUUAAAAUUACUUCGGAUUGGGAGAUCCACUCUGCGAGGAAUUCCGCGCGGUUGGAUAGGGAGUCGAUACGACGGGACUAG
This is a messenger RNA of Penicillium maclennaniae, 1095 nucleotides long. RefSeq lists its product as uncharacterized. The coding region runs from base 1 to 1095 and encodes 364 amino acids. The transcript has 4 exons. NCBI's taxonomy places the organism in Eukaryota, Fungi, Ascomycota, Eurotiomycetes, Eurotiales, Aspergillaceae. The record is from RefSeq and is a predicted model, not a curated record.